Molecule: messenger RNA, 1803 nt
Organism: Parascedosporium putredinis
Lineage: Eukaryota; Fungi; Ascomycota; Sordariomycetes; Microascales; Microascaceae
Source: the annotation of a GenBank genome assembly
AUGGCUAAUUGCUUUAGCGAAGGGCGCCGUGCCAUCUUCGAGAGCCUGGCCGAGGUCUGCGACAGGAUCGAGGAGGGUAUGCGGGCAGAGCUUUCCCAUGAUCGACAGGAAAUAGAACAGUUAAGAAUUCGACUGCUCGAUACCGAGAGGCUGGAACUAGAGAACAAGGAACUCAGGUCUCAUAUUCAAAGGCUCCAGCGAAAGUCCGUCGCCCCCGAAACACCUCAACCUAGCAAGACUACAGCUCCUCGCCUAAAAGUGGGAGGCUUGGAUACGCUGCCCGACUCCAGUGAUACAAUUCUCCCACCCACUCCCGAAUUAACUAGUGUUGAUACCCGGACUAGCCUGCAAGGGCCUCGAGAUGAUAUAGACUGGAAGUUGCAAGCCGCCCGAAACGCAGCAAAAUACACCAGGCUACAAGUUGAGCUGAAGACUGCGAUAGACAUGCUCGCCAAGAGGAAAGAGGAACGGGACAAAUGGAAGCAUUUUGCCGAGCGACUCCAGAAACGGAUCCAACUCCUGGAAGCCCGCCUUACUCAAGGGGACCUGCGAAAACUUGACUCCACUGCCUUGGCCGAGAAAACGGAAACCGAGUCUCUGAUCGACCCCGUUGUUACUGCAGAGCCACGGAGCCCAAACGUACAGACGUCCCGGCCACAGCGCCGGUCGCGCAAAGGACUUGACGAUGGUGUAGGCGCGCUCGCAGAGGAUGGCGCAAAUUACGGGCCAUCACCUCCCAACCAAAUCGCAACACCGAGGACCAACUGCGGCUCGAGCAGGCUCACAAGUCUCUUGAGCGGCGCCUCAAAACCGGUGGGAUCCCCGGUUAUCAAGCCGUCUUUCCAGAAGCCGGGUACGCCUCGAUCCCUUCUCCAACCACCAACCGCUCCGCAACCGCGGACUACCCCGGAUGCGGCACCGGCAUGGCUUCAGACACCACAACCAAGAGAGUUGCCUUUUGACAGGAUCACUGGGGAGAAAACAAAAUCAACUCCAAAACAAACCCCUAGGAGAAAGGCAGGCCCCUCCUCCGCUAUCGGGUCCAAGCCAGACGGGAUCCCGCACACGGCCCAGAGUCGCAUCCGUGCGAAGGCCCUCUCACUUUUACAACUAGACGACUUCAAGAUUAAUCCUGCCUUCAACGGCGGGCACGAUUUCGCAUAUAGCGAAGUGGUGAGAAAUAAAGAAGAGCGCGCAGGCCUUCCCGGCUGUGUAGAUAUGGAUUGCUGCGGCAAAGGGUUCCGAGCUAUGGCUCUUGCAGAGCGUGGAAACGGGCGCCGGACAGCGGAGCAGCUCGUGGAGGACAGGAAACUUCUCGAGCAGUUUCUAGGAGAUGAACGUCAUCGGCUAUUCAGUAUGACAAAGGAAGAACGGGUCGAGCUUUGGGUCAAGGCUAAGACACAGGAGCUUGCCAACAGGAUCGGCACGCAUCGUCAUCGCUUUGGCCGGAUGAAAUCACCGCCAGGCUUUUGGAGGACGGAUUUUCCCGAAACGCAAGAGCUGGAAGAAGAUAGGGCUCAGGCUGCCAGACAAGAAAGGGAGAUGAUUCAAGAAAGAUAUCAAGAGGCAGUGCGUCCUGGAGGCAAGUGGAUAUUCCGCGAUGAAUUAGUCAUCGCGGGUGGUCAAGGCGGCAAGGCCAAGCCAAGCUCCUUGCAGCCGCGAAUAAACUCCGGCUUAAAUUUUGCAUUUUCUCAAGGCGCAGAAAUGUCCUCGAAUUGGGAGGCACCCACCAUUCCAACAUCAUCCCAGCGCGCCAGUUUCCAUUCGCAACGCGAUCUAUUCUUUGUCUUUUCCUCCAUUUAG